Haliotis rufescens (red abalone) is the source of this 2734-nucleotide messenger RNA. RefSeq names its product solute carrier family 46 member 3-like. The transcript is spliced from 4 exons. The record is from RefSeq and is a predicted model, not a curated record. Gene Ontology annotation, cellular component: membrane. The coding region runs from base 527 to 2008 and encodes 493 amino acids. Gene Ontology annotation, molecular function: transmembrane transporter activity. Lineage: Eukaryota; Metazoa; Mollusca; Gastropoda; Lepetellida; Haliotidae. Gene Ontology annotation, biological process: transmembrane transport.
CUUAUGAAGACAGUAAAAUUGCUGUCAAUUGAUGCCAUGUACAAAGGUACUCUGAAGAUACUCCUCUAUCUGAAGACCCAGUCUUGGAGACAAAAAUUUCUGGGAUGAAAUUGAACGAAGUUUGCGACGUCUCUCAAAUAAUCCAACAAGGGUGCAGGAACUCCGGCUUAUCAUUCUACAGAUUACAGAUUAGUUCAUUAUAAUAACAGCAACAAGUUAACCUCCCAUGUUUUAUCAUAAAUAUAUUUAGCUGAAGAUCACAAGAGGUAGUUUGAGUAUCCAUAAUAUGUGCCAUUUAACAUAUCCACACAGCGAGAGUGUUCACAACUAGAUACUGGAACACUCUGUCACAAUGCAACUGAUUAUCUCAACAUUAUGUCACAUGUCCACAUGUCACACACACCAAGUUAAUCAGCCUUACAAUAUGCACUGCGCAUUUAUCACGGCAUUAGGUUACACAUCAUUUGUUAAGAACACAUCAACCAAGAUUCGUCCCAAUCUCCUGGUUGCAUGACACUGGACGAACAUGGAGUCUGCACCGCCUCUUGAAGACAGGGAUAAAGACAAGUCUAAACUGGGAAAUCUACUCAAGGCUAACGUUGUGUUUCUUGUUUUUCAAGUGGCUGUCAAUAUCCGCAAUCCACUGGUAACACAAUAUCUAUACAAGAGGUACUCCGAUGAGGAGUUCAAUAACAGCACAGGGCAUGUCAACUCUCCUAACCAAACAUCCCAGUGUUACGUCAAUGAAUCGGAUCCAGGAUAUAUGCUACAGGAAAAGGUUCAAGAAAAUACUUCGAACUGUCAAACAAUACUGACAGUUAUUGGAAGCUCCGGAGCAGUGAUCAGCUGCAUGUUCCUAGGGGCAUAUUCUGAUUUUCUUGGUCGACGGGUCCUUUUCAUAGUACCUUUAGCUGGAGUGGUUGUGAAGUUUUGGUUGACGACAGUUGUUAUUUACUGGAAUCUAGAUGUGAGAUACCUGUACAUUGGUGAGGCACUUCAAGGUUUUUCAGGGGGAUACAAUGGUGUGAUUCUAGCUAGUUAUGCCUACACGGCUGACAACACACCACCUAAGAACUCACGGACAGUAUGGAUCGCUGUGAUAGAUUUCACCACCUACCUGGCUGCUGCAGCUUCUCAGGUCAUUACUGGAUACUUCAUCAAAAACCUAGGCUAUCUCUACCCCUCUGUGACUACUGCCUUACUCAUGCUUCUGUCUCUCGUCCUUGUCGUUGUUCUUCUCCCGGAAACUAUCAACUCAGAUAGAAGAUCCCAAUACCCAACUCCAGUGAAAGCAGUGAAAAAUGUCUUUGGAUUCUACUUUUCAAAAGAUUUUGGACCAAAGAGAAGCCUCUUCCUGCUCUCACUUGCAUCAUAUUUUAUAUUAUAUUUCAGUCAGAGUGGUGUGUAUUUUGUAGAAUAUCUUUUCCAACUAAACCUGCCUUUCUGUUGGGGCCCAGAGCUCAUCGGCUAUUUCAAUAUGGCAUUGUCCCUUACAAGACAAUUUCUAGGGAUUCCAGUCAUCAAACUCCUCCAUAUGUGCACCUCCGAUCCAGGAAUAUGUAUCAUAACAUCCAUCAUACAGGCGGGAGCCUAUGUCCUACACGGACUGGCCAACACUGACGUCUUGCUCUUCUCUUUUGUUUUGCCCAAUGCUAUUGCAGGCCCUUUGUUUCCGUCACUGCGGGCUAUCAUGUCAAGGAUGGCCCCUGCUGAAAUGCAGGGAUCACUGUUUGCAGGUAUUGUACUGGUGAACAUCAUCUCAGAAGGUAUAGGGAUACCAGUCUUCAACGAGAUGUAUAAUGCCAGUGUGAGGAUACUCCGUGGCUUCGCCUUUUUCGCCUGUGCGGGAUGCCAACUGUUGUCUGCAGUUAUCAUAGUAGUGUUCUUGUGUACAUCCCGACGCAGCGUUGACACUGAUACCUCCAGUGUUGUUGGCAUCAACGACAACGACAUAAAGCCAGGCCUCAUCAUCCCCCAGGACACGUCUAUCACCGACACGAAGAUGUAGUGUCCUUUGUUGAUGUGUCCGCCUGUGGAGGAUGAUACCCCGUUAGUUCGGGAAACGCGCCUUUCGGACCACAACUGUCGUUAACGUUUCAUAUAUUAAUUAAUACAGCUUUGUUUUGUUUAUAUAGAAACUUGUUAAUCAGUAUGAUUUAACGCGGAUUGAUGCUGUCGGGAAUAUUUGUAAUAACUAUGGUUGGGGUGAAGGGAAUGUGUGGUGGUGGAGUGAGGUUCGUGAUGUUGCAAUCAUGACUUUAUGUGUGCCCAUCUUUCGAACAUCUUGCGACAGGAAAAUGGAAUAAUAUGGCAAUAAGUGAUCGAAUUUGUAAAUUAUGUGAUAUCAUUGAUGUGGUUCUUGAAUAACAUUAUAUACUGAACAGCACUGAAAACGCACCACCAUGAAAAUGGGUGUAUUUUUAUCCGGGCUUAAGUCAUAUGAAUAUAUAUAAGUGAAUGAGUAAUAUACGACGUUCGGGACGAAGCAUGCAGAAGAAGAGCUCGUCAAAACACAUUCCUAAUUUUUUUGUGAGCGACAUCGACAUCGCCAUCGUGGGGCAGCAUCAGUCAUAACCAUCGAACAGAGCUCCAUGUUUCUCGUGGAAGAUUUAAUGCACUUUACUACAGGAAUAACAUAUUGGCAAAUCGCGUCAUCCCAUUCUUUCAUCAGCACCAGGAUAUGCACACCUUCCAGCAAGAUAAUGCAAGAGCGCACACAGCACGUGUUUCAACA